Molecule: messenger RNA, 877 nt
Organism: Colletotrichum navitas
Lineage: Eukaryota; Fungi; Ascomycota; Sordariomycetes; Glomerellales; Glomerellaceae
Exons: 3
Coding region: 62-610 (182 amino acids)
Source: RefSeq, a predicted model, not a curated record
GAGUGUUUGGAGCAGUCUUUAAAUAACGUGUAACCGGGUGUCGGGACGCGCUCUCUGCAUCAUGGGCAUUCCCCACCUGAUUCCAUCUGCAGCUAUUAUGCCAGCGCAGAGUUCAACCUUGGGCAUCAUCUUGCUUUUCAAUUGCACGUUGUACCGCCCUCGAGCAUUUCCCCUCUCUCGCCUAAGCUUCAGCAAGCCAUAUUGUCAGGUUCCCACGGACAGCAAGUCCUCAUUGAGAAUACUUACCCAUCGUUACCUCAGCUCAGUCGCAAAAAUGGCGGACCGAUACAAGCUCAUCUAUACCGUGCCAGCCUCUCACUUGGUCGCGACCAAAGACGCUGUAUUUAAGACGGGUGCAGGGGUCUACGACGAGGGCAAGUAUGUCCAAGUUGCUUUCGAAUUGACUGGCCAGGGCCAGUUCAUGCCCGUCGCAGCAGCGGGGGUGGAUCCCCAUGCCGGCACCGUCGAUCAGCUUGAGCGGGUGCUCGAAUACCGUGUUGAGAUCCUAUGUGCUGGCCGAGAUAUUGCCAAAGCUGCGGUGGUAGCUCUCAAGAGCACGCAUCCUUAUGAGGUACCGGCGUACGAAGUGUACAAGCUGGAGGACAUGUGAGUGCCAAGCGUGGUGCCACAUCAUCCUAAUCGGCACCGUGAUAAAUCCAGUUGCCUGGGCUUGUCGAUAAAAAAUAUAAUGUUCCUCUUGUAGACUUUCAAUGUUUGCGCAACGUGGAUGCCCGCAUCUAUCUGAUGCGGUUCAGGCGCUCUCUGUUCAUUCUGACUCCGUCGUCGACAGCAUCGCUCUAUGAUAGGGUUAAACUUUUAUUCAAGCCAUGCACUAUAGGAACAAGUAACCAUACCUUUUCACCAAUCUUAUUGAUCA